CUGCAUCCACUCCAAUCGUAGAACAACAAAGUGAAAAAGAAGCGAUAGCCCUAACCCUAAUCAUCUACUCUCGGUUUAUCGGCUAAGAUCGUUUUAUCGAUCGGGGACGCACACAAUAUUUCUACCUUAACCUUGUCAACAGAAGUCAGAAAUUUGAUUCUGAAGCUUAUCUACGAGAUUCAGCCAUGGAUGUUGAUCACUAUAGUGUCUUGGGCUUGCCAUCAGGAGAGGAAGGGGCCAAACUGACUGAAAAAGAGAUCUCCAAAGCUUACAAGCAAAAAGCUCUUGAACUCCAUCCAGACAAGCGCCCUGAUGAUCCGAAUGCUCAUGAGAACUUUCAAAAGCUCAAGUCGUCUUAUGAGAUUUUGAAAGAUGAGAAGGCCCGGAAACUUUUUGAUGAUCUUCUCCGUGUAAAGCGUGAGCAGCAACGGUUCAAGCGCGAGCAGCAACUCCGCCAUGAACAACAAGAUGCUAAACGCCGGAAAAUGACGUCUGAUCUUGAAGAAAGAGAGCGUGCUGCUUUUGCUCCAGACCCUACUGCUAAGGCUCGUGAGGAAGAGGAAAGAAUAUCAAGGAAGUUGAAGGAAGAGAUAGCGAGAAUACGUGCAAUGCACAUGAACAAAGGAGCAAGUGCAGAUUCUGGUUUGAAGAAGGACAAGGGAGGAACAGAGAGAAAUGUGGGAGGUGGUGUUGGGUUGGCAGAUAAAGAAAAGAUGUUGAAGGUUUCAUGGGAGAAGGGUGGAGAGGAUUAUACGUCAGAGAGAUUAAGGGAAUUGUUUUCAAGAUUUGGGAAGGUUGAGGAUGUUGUCAUAAAGAACUCCAAGAAGAGGGGAUCUGCACUUGUUGUGAUGGGUUCUAAGGAGGCAGCUGUCGCUGCUACAGGGAGUUUAAGUGGGAGCCUUUCAAAUCCACUGCUGGUCGUGCCUCUUCAACCGAUAGUAGCAGCAGAGUUUUCCAGUGCUGAAAAAGCUGAGGAAGAUAAUCCUGUGAAUAAGUUGGUUGGGGCUGGUUAUCAGGCAUAUGAAGAUGCUGUUUUGAAGAAACUCCAAAUGGCUGCAAAGAAACAGAAGUGAUAACAAAAGCACUGCAGAGAAAGUGUUGCUUACGACACCAUCUAGCUUUUGAUCUUCAUAUUUCUUAUACAAAGGUUCUUUAAGGAGAAACCAUGGCUUCUAUUGUAAUUUUAUAUUUCUUAUUAUUUUUUAGUAGGGGAAUUUAACAUUGUUGUGUUCCAGAAAAUUAGAAAUAUAUAUGGCAGUUACAUCCACAGUUAGUGACCAUGUCAGGAUUUCAUUUACCAUUCAAAAGUUAGUUUAGAUAUCAGAGCAGCGGGAUAUCAAGUUUAAAUGUCAUAAAACUCAGUUUAUGCUAACAAAAAACAUCAGAUGUUUAAAGUUUACGGCAUUUUCUCCACAAAUCCAGUGGGCUUUACAAACUGCUUUGUCUAUAACUCUCCCUCAGAAUCCUCAGCAGGUGGAUUGACAUCCUCAACUUCUGGAGUAACACAAGGCAACUCUUGUAAUAAGCUUUGCUGUUCAGAUGGGUCCUUCAGCCGUUGUAAUUCACAUAAGCAUUUAUGUAAUGUUUCAAAUCAAUGAAGGUUAAGGUCCACU
Messenger RNA from Rubroshorea leprosula, 1613 nucleotides. NCBI's taxonomy places the organism in Eukaryota, Viridiplantae, Streptophyta, Magnoliopsida, Malvales, Dipterocarpaceae. The record is from the annotation of a GenBank genome assembly.